AUGUCGGCUCAAGAAAACCAGGUAAAUUCUGCAGCAGCCGGGGGGGUGCAGGGGAACCAAGAGGAGUCCCAGCCCUUUGUUAUACCAAGUAACCCGCUGGCUUUGGCGCAGUUUUUCAAUGAUUUUCAGGAGUUUUAUAAGCAAAGGAGGUCCGCGGGCCAAGUGGCACCCACGCCAGGGGCAGCAGCACCGACAACAGUCGCAACAGGGACGUCAGCACCAACGGUGGUUGCACCAGCGGCAGCAGUGCCAGCGCCAUCAGCAUCAAUGGUGUUCUCCCAGGAGUUUAUCCCGGACACUCAACUUAAUGAGGUGGUACUCCCAGGUACCUCCGCGUCCACUAUGGCAGUGCUGAGCGUAGCCAAAGAGGCAACAGCCCGGCAAAAGAAGAGCACCCGUGCUCAGUCGGCCACCUCAGGCAAGUCGAAAGGAGGCCAGAAGGGUGGCAGGAAGGGUAAGGCUAGUACUCUAGGUACCUAAGGCUGCUAACCCACAAAAGGACCCAGGUGUCCCCAGUCUCUUUCAGAUCCCACCCCCGCAAGCGGCACCAGCCGAGGGCGCAUCAGAAUCCACUUCGGAAGAGGAAUUGCGGGGUCUGCAGGCGGUACAGGUGAACAGCGUACUGGAUCAAGCCGCGCCGGAGGUCCUCUCUGGGAAGAGGAAGGAGAAGAGAAAACACACAUCAAAGAAGAGUAAGAAGAGCAGGCGGUCGGAAUCGGAGGAUGAUUCAGGUACCUCUUCUUCUUCUGACUCAGAUAGUGAUGUUUCUAGGGAGGAAUACUGGGGCCAUGGGGAAGACUGCGUCGGUCUCCCUUCAUGGGCUCAUGAAAGGAGGGCCAAUUCCUACCGUAAGUCCUUUAACGGGACCCUUGAAUGGAAGGAUGGCUCGCUAGUGCCGGACGUUAAAACUUCCACUCACCUAUCUACGGACUUCAUUGUGGGUAACCAUUUAUCUCAGAGGAAGAGGGACAAGAUCCUUAAUGGGGACUUUAUUGAUAUGUUCAGAUUGUUGCCUCCUGCUAAGAUGACAGGUAAAGGAGAAAAGAGGCGCAGCCAUGGAAAACGCAGGUACAGAGCACCCAGAGUUGAGCGCACUUUUGACCAUUGGCUGGAUGGGUUCCAGGUAUUUAUGGGUGUCGUCAGCGCCGCUUAUCCGAAACGGGCGAUGCAUUUAGUCGCCUACAUGGCCCAUGUGAGGAGGGCUAGGGAUCUAGCGGGGGAUACUGCCGCGCUAAAUUACGAUGAGGAUUUCCGCAGAAAUGCGUCGCUGUUAUCUUCCACUCGUUGGGAUCUGAGGGACCAGAACUAUUGGUCUGAGCACGUAGGCCCCUACGUAGACAGGAAGCCCCAGGACUCUUCAAAAUCCUGGAAGACCGCUCCGAGACAGAGGCGACUGUGCUGGGAGUUCAAUAAAGGGGUUUGUGUACGGACGGUCUGUAAGUACAGCCAUGAAUGUGAAAAAUGCCUCGGUAACCACCCAGCCACUGCCUGCCUGAAAGGGAGGCAGCCCUUUCGGGGUGGGAGAGGUUCCUACAACCAGGGACCCAGGGGUGGCCAAGGAGCCCCUUCGGGACUUCAAGGGAACAGGCAGUAA
Podarcis lilfordi (Lilford's wall lizard) is the source of this 1594-nucleotide messenger RNA. The record is from the annotation of a GenBank genome assembly. Lineage: Eukaryota; Metazoa; Chordata; Lepidosauria; Squamata; Lacertidae.